Messenger RNA from Etheostoma cragini (Arkansas darter), 761 nucleotides. RefSeq lists its product as uncharacterized. NCBI's taxonomy places the organism in Eukaryota, Metazoa, Chordata, Actinopteri, Perciformes, Percidae. The record is from RefSeq and is a predicted model, not a curated record. The coding region runs from base 209 to 745 and encodes 178 amino acids. The transcript is spliced from 5 exons.
CUUUUCUUCUCUGUAGAACACUGAUCUGCAGCUUUUACUAGCAAAAGCAGAGAAGGGUUACUUUGAAAACCAGCUGAAGCUGGACCGGGUGUCAGGGGAGAAGCAGGCCCUGCUGCAGGAGAACAGGAGCCUGGAGGGAGGCCGAGAUGAACUCCGACACAAGCUGAGACAGAUUACAGAAGAAAAUGUCCAAAUUAAACAGAGUGAGAUGAAUUGGAGGCGCAGAGCGAUGGCGUCGGAAGAGGAGGGCAAAAAGGCCCACCAGGCUCAACAGGAGGCCGAGGCCGAGAGGCGUCUGGCUGAGAAGGAGCGGCAGGAGAGAACAGCCGAGUGUCUCAGCUGGAGGGAGAAGCACCAGGAGUUAGCCGAAAGGUUCAGAGCUCAGGAGGACCUGAAGGCUCUGAGGCAGAACAAAGCAUGUCAAGCCAACAUCAAGAGUUAUUUCCUCUGCAUGACAGAAAGCGAUCAGAGGGUGAAAAUUCUCAAAAAUCAAGACGGCAUGCCAAGACAUUUCACGGAGGGAGACCCUGUAUACAUCUCCACCCCUGAGUCCAGUCCUGAAGAGCCUGAAAGAAUUCCAUCCAGGACCAUGUUCAGGGUCUCUGCCCCACACACGGGGAGGGAUCUGGGCCCGAGUCACUUUGAUGAGCUGCCCCCCUUUGGAGGAGAGCGGCCUGACUCUGCCCCUCCACGCCGGAGCAGGAAGGUGGUGGACUACUUCUGGAUCCCUACAGAUCAAGAAUAAUAAAAAAUUAAUGUUU